GCUUACAUAUCGAAGAAAAUGUAUUUGCUUUUUUAAUUGGCAUUUUUGAACCAUUAACAGCAUCAUUAAAGCAACUAAAGGCUGAUAACAUUAAAGAGAAUGAUAUGAAAUUAAAAUGUUACUUAAGAUGUUUUAUGAUACAAUAUGGUAUUCUUAAUGAGAACAAUAAUAUAGAUGUUGAAAAGGUCUUGCGUUAUCUUCCGCACAGUAUGCAACAAUUAUCGAAAAAAAUUCUUAAUCAAUGUAAAUUAAUUCAAGCGGAAAAUGUUUGCGAUAGAGCUUUUCGAAUAGCUACUUGUUACAUUAAAGCGCAACCUGAAAUUUUAAAAAUUGUAUCAUUUACUUAAAAAUAAUUUGAAUUCAGAUAUAUGUAAAAUAUUGAAUCAUAAAAAAUAUAAAUGUUAGUUUGGAGUAGUUGGUAUCCAGAAACACUUUUACUGACACCACUAAUGUCAAGUGUCAAGUAUUCUUUAAGUAUUCUUUAAUAUGGAAGUACAUUAUAGUUUGCAAACUUUUAAAAGAAAAUCUAUACUUCUAUAAGAAAAUAUAUAACAAUUAAUA
This is a messenger RNA of Monomorium pharaonis (pharaoh ant), 561 nucleotides long. It is a transcript of the gene Obp9, whose product is annotated as general odorant-binding protein 56h. The coding region runs from base 105 to 347 and encodes 80 amino acids. The transcript has 3 exons. NCBI's taxonomy places the organism in Eukaryota, Metazoa, Arthropoda, Insecta, Hymenoptera, Formicidae. Gene Ontology annotation, molecular function: odorant binding. The record is from RefSeq and is a predicted model, not a curated record.